AUGACAAUAAUAGGAACGAGAAAUGAACGCACAGAAAUUCUUCUAAACAAUUAUCUGGACAACGAAUUUAAAAAAAUGCUUUUGCCGUUAAACAUAAUGCAUAAUUUUAUAUUUUUUCCAAAAUUUAAAAUCAUGAAUAACUUCAUAACGCCAAACAACACAUACCAAAACAUGAUUGCAGUAUUUGGAUUUGCGAUUUAUUUGAUUCCGUUUACUAUAAAAUACUUUAUGUCCGUCCGUACAAGUAGUGAUUAUAUAUAUAACUUUUUCGAUUUAAUGUUUUACGCUUACGGCAUCGGCACUAAUUGCUUGAUCAGCGCCCUGCAAACAAACUCUAAUGUUAAUUUAGUUCUUAGCCUUUCAAAAACACAUCAUCAACAAAUCUUCAAAAUUAACUUGAGGAGAAUCACCACCUGGAAUUGGAUCUAUAUUGUUUCUUGUAUAACCUUAUACUUUUCCAACGCAUUAUACAUCACCAUUGAGGCGAGAAAUCUUGACAAUUUAGUAGCAUGUGUAUGCAUAUACAUACUUAUAUGCAUCGACAUUAAUAUGGUUUAUGCAAUACGAAUACUUCAAGUAAUAAGGAUGCAACUAGAAAACUGGAUAUUAGAAUUUGAAUCACCUGAAGUUGCCAAGUCAAUUGAUAUUAAUGAGAAUAUUUGGAAUAAAAGAUUCCAAAUGUAUGUAGAUAUACAAGAAACUUUUACUAUAUACAAAAAAGUUCAUCAAAUACAGGUAAUUUCAUUUAUGUCAGUCAGUAGCCUUAUUUUUGAAAAUAGAUUAUAG
Plodia interpunctella (Indianmeal moth) is the source of this 786-nucleotide messenger RNA. RefSeq lists its product as uncharacterized. The record is from RefSeq and is a predicted model, not a curated record. Bases 1 to 786 code for a protein of 261 amino acids. The transcript has a single exon. Lineage: Eukaryota; Metazoa; Arthropoda; Insecta; Lepidoptera; Pyralidae.